Messenger RNA from Lucilia sericata (common green bottle fly), 1614 nucleotides. RefSeq lists its product as uncharacterized. NCBI's taxonomy places the organism in Eukaryota, Metazoa, Arthropoda, Insecta, Diptera, Calliphoridae. The transcript has a single exon. The record is from RefSeq and is a predicted model, not a curated record. Bases 1 to 1614 code for a protein of 537 amino acids.
AUGACUUCUUUGGAACAAGUGGUUGGACAACUCCUAGCGCGUCAACAAGAGGCUAUGGAAAAACAACACCAACUAAUGGAAAGACUGAUUAUUGCUACACAAGGAUCAACGGCAAGUAAUGUAAGUGGGUCAACAACACCUUCUGCAAGUGUAACUGCCCCAGAAGCCUUGAUGGACAUUUUAUCGAAAAAUAUACGUGAGUUUACCUACGAACCUGAAGAAAACCAGAUUUUCGGCACUUGGUACGAGCGCUAUGAAGAUGUUUUCCAGGUUGAUGCAGAUCAACUUGAUGAUGCUGCAAAAGUGAGGUUAUUGUUGAGAAAGGUUAGUAAUGGCGUUUUUAACAAAUACAAAGACUAUUUACUUCCAAAACAACCUCGUGACGUCACAUUCCAACAAACAGUGGACAUCUUGAAAAAACUUUUUGGAAGGAAAGAGAGUCUAUUCAGUACUCGUGUAAAAUGUAUAACAAAUGUAAAAAAAGAAGACGAAGACAUAAUCAGUUACGCAGCCAAAGUAAAUCGCCAUUGUGAAAAUUUUUUAAUAAAUAAAUGCACUGCGGAUAAUUUUAAAUGCCUUAUAUUUGUAAAUGGAUUGUCAUCGCAUAAGGAUCAAGAAUAUAAAGCGAGACUUUUGACUCUACUAGAGUCUGAAACGGAGCAAAAUCAAUUGAAUUUGGAUAAUUUAGUCGCUGAAGUGGAACGUAUCAACAGUCUUAAACGCGAUGUUUCAACAAAUGAAAAUCCAAAUGUCAACUCAGUUCAUAGUUCCAAGCAACGUACACCACAGAAUGCUAAUAAAGACCUAAAGCCAAGGCGACCGUGCUGGCAAUGUGGAAAUAUGCAUUUUGUCCGUGAUUGUGGUUAUACAACACACAAAUGCUCACAGUGUGGUAAAGUUGGACAUAAGGAAGGAUUUUGCUCAUGCUUUCCAGAUAAAAAGCCAAAUAUAAGCAAAAAUAAUCAGCAACAUCAAAAUAAAAGUAAUUUCAAGAAAACGCGUAAAACAAUAAAAAGCGUAUAUGCAACCACAGCAGCAUGUAAAAAUAGACGAUACAUUUCACUACAAAUUAACAAUGUAAAUCUCUCUCUUCAACAUGAUACUGGUUCGGAUGUCACGAUCAUCUCAAAUAAGAACUGGGUUAAAAUUGGUAAACCAACUUUAGAAAUUUCUCAGCACAAGCCAAGAGAUGCUUCUACAAAUGAAAUUAACAUAAUAGGUCAGUUUCAGUGUACAGUGGUUAUCAAUAAUCAAAACCAAACAUGCAACAUUUUGGUAUCAUCACUUCCUGAUUUAAAUCUUUUCGGUUCUGACUUAAUGGAACAAUUUAAAUUGUGGAACCAACCCAUUGAUUCUUAUACAUCGUGUAAACAACUUCAAGUUAACAACACACUCACAGAAUCUGAAUUGCGUAAAACAUACCCAGAAGUUUUUAGGAAUGAAAUUGGACACUGCACUCAUUUUAAAGUUCACCUACAACUUAAACCACAAGCUGUUCCUGUUUUUCGUCCUAAAAGGCAAGUAGCGUAUGCAGCAAAAGAUCAACUAGACAGUGAAAUUCAAAAACUUGAACGUGAAGGUAUCAUUUCACCAAUAAACCCAUUGUGGUGGUGA